GCGAGAGGGAGGAGCGCGCGCGAGACGCGGCGGGAGCACGGCAAGAUUUAAAGGGGCAGGACACCCCCCCCAUAUUGUGUUGCUUGUGAGGGGGCGCGCGCGGCUGCGGGGUUCGCCAUGUCGCAGCAGCGGGUGCUGCCGCAGAGCAAGGAGACGCUGCUGCAGUCCUACAACAAGCGUCUCAAGGAUGAUGUCAAGUCCAUCAUGGACAACUUCACUGAGAUCAUCAAGACCGCUAAGAUUGAGGAUGAAACUCAAGUCUCUCGAGCAACCCAGGGUGAACAGGAUAACUAUGAGAUGCAUGUCAGAGCUGCAAACAUUGUCCGAGCUGGUGAGUCUCUGAUGAAACUUGUGUCGGACCUGAAGCAGUUCUUGAUCCUCAAUGACUUCCCCUCUGUGAAUGAAGCUAUCAACCAGCGCAACCAGCAGCUGAAAAGCCUGCAGGAGGAAUGUGACAAGAAAUUGAUUGCACUACGGGAUGAGAUCUCCAUUGACCUGUACGAGCUAGAAGAAGAAUAUUACUCUUCCAGCUACAGUCUGUGUGACAGCAAUGAUCUUCCACUGUGUGAAGCCUACUGGAGACAAGACCUUGCCACGCUGUCCCCUGAAAGCCUCUCCAUGCCUCUGACAACUGCCACAGCAGAGCAGAGCGCUGCUACCUCUCAGAGCUCAACCCCAUCGCACCCCCAUGUGAACGGGCACGGGGCAGGCCCGACGGAGCACUCCUGAAGAGGAUUCUCUGCUGGCUGCACACGAUCCUCCUGGUGGCACUGAGCUGCUGGAAGUCUUCCACCUGCUGUACUGAGCGCACAUCUCCCACUGUCAGGAUAAUGCACGGGAGUCAUAUUUGCAGGUUGCUGUUCACUGGAUAGCCACAGUGCUUUCUCCAUCCCUGGGACAUUGCCUUGAGUGUUCCUCUCCCUUGAGAGAAAGUAAUAAGUAAAUACAAAUUUAAUCGUUCUAACAGAUUUGAGUUAGGUUUGCUUUUACAUUACUUCGUUAUGGUUACAUGUAGAAUUCAUUAGAAAUCUGGUGUUUGUUUCCAUUUGACUCUCACAACCAGUACAUGUUAGAGUGCUGGGAAUUAAAUUUUUUGGGGAUAAGAUGUGAGUCAAAUUCUGGGGGUAGUGAGUGUUUUAGGGUUUUUCUUGUUACCUCAAAAUUAAGGUGGUUAACUUUCUGGCUGCUUUAAGUCUUUCAGGAUGCCAUCAACCAACCUAUGUUCCACUUAAUUGGAAUAAGAGUCUCACUGGUAUUUUUUGCAGAGCACUCUUUCCUUGCAAAGUGCUUCAAACACUUGAAUUGUUCCCUAGGUAUUGGGAGGAAGACCUCCUGAAGACAUUUGUCAGAGCAGUAUUUUUACUUUUGGAAAGGAAGGGGCAAAUGGAGGAACCACUGUGGUACUGAUGAUGCAACUUGCUCAGUGCUAUAGACAGAAGCAAUAGCAGACUUGAGUCUGCUUUCUCUUCGAGUGUUUACACAGAAACCUUCCAUUAACAUAGCCUGAGCUAAUAUGAAGCUGGUGUUUAUGUUGGUUAAGUUUCAUUUAGUAAAAAAUGUUGACUGGAGACAACUGAGGGUGUACCCAACACUGAGGGGAUAUUAAGUUAUUCACUUUCUUGCAGUUUCCUUUUUAAGAAAUGCUUUCAGUGUUUUGUCCAGUUACUCAGCAACUUGGCAUUUCCACUGCCUUUCCUCUUUGCAGUUAAUUCCAACUGAAGUUAAAGGAGGAGGUAUUUGAACUGGAAUAUGGUCAUGACAGCUUAGUGUCUGGAAACCACAGAGCUGCUGAAGUGUUCAGAGCAAAUGUCUUAGCUGAGCUUUCCCAGCAUUCCCCUGUAACUUCUCUUUUCCAAGGAUGUGAAUUUUGGUUUACUUUUGGUUUUAUCUUUCUCCUAUUUUUUUUUUUUUUUUUUUUUGUAAUUAGGUGGUUUAAUAAAACUAACUCUUUUGUAUAA
Dromaius novaehollandiae (emu) is the source of this 1958-nucleotide messenger RNA. It is a transcript of the gene MED22, whose product is annotated as mediator complex subunit 22. The transcript has 4 exons. Gene Ontology annotation, cellular component: mediator complex. Gene Ontology annotation, biological process: regulation of transcription by RNA polymerase II. NCBI's taxonomy places the organism in Eukaryota, Metazoa, Chordata, Aves, Casuariiformes, Dromaiidae. Gene Ontology annotation, molecular function: transcription coregulator activity. The coding region runs from base 118 to 729 and encodes 203 amino acids. The record is from RefSeq and is a predicted model, not a curated record.